Messenger RNA from Medicago truncatula (barrel medic), 289 nucleotides. RefSeq names its product low temperature-induced protein lt101.2. Bases 94 to 258 code for a protein of 54 amino acids. Gene Ontology annotation, cellular component: membrane. NCBI's taxonomy places the organism in Eukaryota, Viridiplantae, Streptophyta, Magnoliopsida, Fabales, Fabaceae. The record is from RefSeq and is a predicted model, not a curated record. The transcript has 2 exons.
CGUUUUCCGUUUUCAUUCUUCUAAAAUUAACCAUUACACUUCCAUUUCAAUUCUUUCUAUUUUGAGAAGAACAAAAAAGAUAGAGUAAAAAGAAUGGGUUCUGAAACAUUUGUGGAAGUUAUACUAGCAAUAUUGUUACCUCCUAUUGGUGUUUUCCUACGUUAUGGCUGUGGAGUGGAGUUCUGGAUAGAUGUGGUGCUUACAUUACUGGGAUACAUUCCUGGGAUUAUAUAUGCCAUUUAUGUAUUAGUUGGAUGACACUUUUAUAAUAUUCAUUUUGUUUUAUAGA